Sycon ciliatum is the source of this 1245-nucleotide messenger RNA. Its product is annotated as stromal cell-derived factor 2-like. The coding region runs from base 122 to 748 and encodes 208 amino acids. Lineage: Eukaryota; Metazoa; Porifera; Calcarea; Leucosolenida; Sycettidae. The record is from RefSeq and is a predicted model, not a curated record. The transcript is spliced from 7 exons.
CAGAAUCGUGAGUCCGGUGAGGAGUUGGUGAAGAUUGGAGCAAGAAAGGAAAAAACAAUUAUUUUGUUUGGUAGCCUGAGCACUUUAGGAUACUGUGAUCGUGACCUUUACUGAGGUUGCGAUGGAAAGCGUAGUGAUAGCAUUGACUGUUCUCUUGUGCGUUGUUCCCCGUGCCCUCGAAGCAGCUGGGAAUGCUCCACAGGUAACAUGCGGUACUCUGGUGAAGUUGCAGCAUGUGAAAACAGGAGUUCGGCUUCACUCGCACGAAGUCACGUAUGGCUCAGGUAGCGGUCAGCAGUCUGUGACAGGUAAUGCUGGAUCAGAUGAUGUCAACAGCUACUGGUCAGUGUCUGGUCCCAAGGAGGCUAACAGUUCACCAUGCAAGCGUGGUGAACCGAUCAAGUGCAACGGCAAGAUUCGCCUUCGCCAUUCCACGACGAACCGUCAUCUGCACAGUCACCACUUCCAGUCGCCGCUGAGCAACAACCAGGAAGUCAGCGCUUACGGCGACAAGGAACAUUCCGACACAGGUGAUAACUGGCAAGUUGUGUGCAGCGGCAAGGUAUGGCGGAAAGACACCAAGGUGCAACUCAAACACGUAGAUACCGACAAGUACCUGUAUGUGCAAGGUGCGACGUUUGGCCACCCCAUUGCCGGCCAGUUUGAGGUGUCAGCUUUCGGAUCGUCAUCUCCCGACACACACUGGAAGGCUAUGGAGGGUGUAUUUAUCAAGCCAACAAAGAAAUAAACAACUCGCAACUCUCUGCUCCUAGGACGAUUUUCAACUGCUCAAAUUCUCAAUUUUUGUUUACUUGCUGGGACUCUGCUACUUUGAAGUACUUUCCGCUAGGACCUGUAUGGUCCUGCUCCCCCAAGCUCACUGGCCCGUAACACACAGCCAGCCUAUACAAGAACUCAUCCUUCGUUGUGUGCAUGCGUGCGUGUUUCGCCGCCACUUGCAUGCUCAGAGUAUUAAAUUUUAUCAGCUCUUCUCUUGUGUGCGCUUGCUCGCCAGCUCGCUGACUCUACCUUCUAUCCUGGCCAGUGCAGUUGGUAUUAUUUGCUUGCUCCCUGGAAGCAUGUGUGUAUACAUUACAUGGCAGCUCAUUGCUGGUGUUUGCCCGGUAUUGGUUGGUUGACAACCUCUUCACUGUCAAUCCGAUCACCUAUCAUAGUCAUAGGAUUUGAUUCCCUGGCAACCAUGACAGUCGUCAAGGUGAAGAGAUAAGAAUGCGUUGGUUGCUA